Iphiclides podalirius (scarce swallowtail) is the source of this 198-nucleotide messenger RNA. Lineage: Eukaryota; Metazoa; Arthropoda; Insecta; Lepidoptera; Papilionidae. The record is from the annotation of a GenBank genome assembly.
AUGAUGAGUUGUCCAGAAUUCGGCGUGUGUAAUUUCGGAGCUCUCCGUCGGGUGCAUCUACUCAGUCGUCCACUUGAGAUUCGCAGCGCGCCCCGGUCAACUAUGGGCCCCUACCCGGGCACCAAAUUAUACGUUGCGGGAAAAUUGUCUCCGCUAGCCGAUCCGCUCGCUUUCGAGAUGUCUGCCAUGCGCCAGCUG